AUGCCGAUUCGCAUAUCAAUGAACGGUGCUAAACUGAAGACUGAAAGGUCCUGCAGCACAUACAGAAAAUGUGUUGAAGCUAUGAGAAACAAUACCCUUACAUGCAAUAAACGGACGAAUGGCACGUCUUGUACUGGUUGUUGCGUCGGACACUUAUGUAACAAGAAUGAUUUCAUUGGCUGGACCAAAUCCCUCGUAUUUCGUUUGAUUUUUAAAAAGUUCAACGAAUAUAAAAUCCCUGCUGAGAACAUAUCAAGAGCCAUGGAGCAUGAGUUUUUAACCGUGACUGGAAAAUUCCGAGUUGAAUAUCCUGGUGUUCAAAGUCAACUGCGGCGCAAUAUCUCCCAAGGUUUGAACCAAUUCCAGGCAUUGCUCAACAUGAAUUUGCUUGAUGAAAGUUCAAGUACUGGUAAUGGAACAGAUAGAACAGCAGAAACAAACUUUUGAGUGAAAAUCGAAAAAGAGCCUCCAAGAAUCGUCUUUGAUGAUAUUUUAUGCUAUAAAACGAUAUUUUCUGCAUAUAUAAUACAAAAAUAAAAUUU
Octopus sinensis (East Asian common octopus) is the source of this 542-nucleotide messenger RNA. RefSeq lists its product as uncharacterized. The transcript is spliced from 5 exons. Bases 1 to 447 code for a protein of 148 amino acids. Lineage: Eukaryota; Metazoa; Mollusca; Cephalopoda; Octopoda; Octopodidae. The record is from RefSeq and is a predicted model, not a curated record.